UUGUGUAUUAUUGCAUUUAUAAAUAAUAAUAAGAGGCUCUUAUAAUCGUGACUCCUUACCGAUACUUACAAUUAUUGUCAGGAAGAAGUCCAUGAAUUUCUUAAACUCCUUUUUCGAAUAGCUGUUUCUUUUUUACACUAAAUGUGAUCAUUUCAGACAUCAGUGUCAUCCACUGUCUAAGAGGCAGAGCUAAUCGACUUACCUUGAUCAGUACAGGUGCAAGCUGUGUCUUCAUCGAUCAUCAGUCAAGGAUUGACCAGUGGUGCCAGAGAGACUCCAAGGCAUACCGCCAACGCCAUGGACCCUUCUCACCAGGAAAUCACAGAGCUGGUGCUCCACCACCCAGAUAUUCCUGCCGAUCCAUCGGCCUACUACCCGACGGAGCCUGUACAGCAGCCGUACGAGGCAAUCCAGCAGCAGCAGCAGCACUCUGUUCCAAUGGCUUAUCCGCACCACCCGCAGUCAACAGCAUCCUGUGUGCAGAUGACUUAUACAGUUGUGGAGCAGACCUCUCCUUCUGCUCCAUCCAUGCAAGUGGGCUAUCUGCAUCCUCUUCAUAACCCACAGCAGCAGCCUCAGCAGCAGCCAGCUAAACAGUGCAAAUGCAAGUGCACUUGUGAGGCUUCUGCCCCAUCAGCCACACCGCAGGUGGAAGCCCCCACCCCCACCGCUGUCCCAUGUUCCUCCACAUCUGCCGGACCAUCCAAACCUACCAAACCCAAAUCAACCAAGGGGUCCAAACCUGCCAAUUCCUCAGCCCUCCCGGACAGCCCGAACCGAUCUCCGGUGGCUCGAGUCGCGGGCCCGCCUCCGCCUCCUGUACCGCUAGUGGAGGAGCUCCACAGUUACAGCUGUCGCAUCUGCGGGAAGACGUUCAAGCUGAAGGGUGCGGUGGUAGUUCAUAUGAGGGUGCACAGUUUGGAGAGGAAGCACAGCUGCAACUACUGCGACAUGAAGUUUAAAGACACCAACUCGCUACGGCAGCACAUUCGUCGCCACACGGGCGAGCGACCGUACCAGUGCAGCUACUGCGACAAGGCCUUCAAGCAGCAGAGCGGUUUGAUGCAGCACGAACGGCUUCAUACUGGUGAGCGUCCGUACGCAUGCCGUUUCUGCCAACGUACCUUCGUCCAGAAAAACCACGUGGAUCGCCACGAGCGCGCGCACACGGGGGACAAACCGUACACAUGUCGUCACUGCGGUGCAGCGUUCGUGGAUCGUAGCGGUCUGAACCAGCACGCGUUCAAUCAGCAUGGAGAGGAGCCACUGAAGCUGACCCCGGCUGGGACGGUGCCGAGGGGUAGUGGUCGUCCUAGAAAACAAGCUGAGUGUGUGGAGGAGUUGGAUAAUCCGGUGGUUGUGGCGAAGAAGGCCAAAGUGGAGCCGGCAGUGUAUGCCGAUGAUGCUGGAGAGGAUGGUAGACAGGGUGUUGAAGAGGCAAAUGUUGAAUACCAGAGCGGAAAUGAUGAACAGGAGCAUAUUGUGGUAACAGAAACAGGGGCAGUAAAAAGGGUGAACGCAAAAGGCACACAGAAGUUCCGAAAGCGGAAAAGGCGAGAAGAAGGAGCCGACAACCCUCAAAAAGCUCUCUGGAAGGCCGGUCUAGCCCCUCACCCGGGCGGGCGCCCUCCAAAGCACGUAGCCGACGUGUUGGUUCUCCCAGCUCCCGUCAGUAUCGUGCGCACUGGUAGGAAGCGCAUGUCACAGACCCUGGUGGAGGAUCUGGCGCUUCUGCCGCCGAGGGAACAGAUCAGAAGUCGCGGAAGGCCGAGGAAAGAGGAAGAGAGGGCGAUGCUAGAGGCGGGAGCGAGGAUGAUGCAGAGCGAAUCCAGUGAGGAUGAUAUGGGCGUUAUACAGUCUCCACUGGCGGACAAUUUGAGUGAGAUCACUGUUGAAGAGUUGUGAGGUCAAACUAGACACUCGGACGCUGGAUCGUGUUUGGUUUAGUGUAGAAAAUGGAGGGAUAGGGUCGCUCGAGUGAAUCGUUGGCAUGCGGUUGUUACAUUUGUAGAUAUUAGAUCGAUUAUUUGUAGUGCUGAAGGUGUAAAGUAUAAAACCGUCAUUCAUUAUUUGAUGUCGCUUAGAUGCGAUUAUGUCUGGCUUUUUUCUCCUUGGCAGGAGUAGGUGUUCUAUUCACUGUGCUCGCUAGAAAUCGCAUUUCGUUACAUGUCAGUAUGUGACGAAAGUUCGAACUCAGCGCACGUAAUGUCUUGACAAUCAUUUUCUAUUAUCCUGGUGCAAGGAUGUCUCUCUAAACCUUUGAAGUGCAGCAUUAGGUUGUGCAUCUUGUGCAUCUGUAGUGCAACUUGUGUAUGUCAUAUAGUGUUUUGAUGUGUACUGUGUAACAUAAGUCAUUGGGGCUGUAAUUUAUGUAAAACAGCUCCUAGACGUCAGCCAAAAGUCUUGGCUUUGAGCUGGUGCCGGAUGUCUUUUGUGGUUAUGCUUUUUGUCCUCACAACUUUAUUGCGUCAUUUCAUUCAAAAUCGUGCCAUAUAUGUUGAGCUUCUACGAUUUUGUAAGUUUUUUAUUUGGUGGCUUCACAUACAAACAUCUUAUGACGUCUAUUUUAUCUUUGUAAUUGAUAAUUGCUCCGUCGCAUAAUUGCAACAGAAUGCAACACAGUGGGAUGGUGGCUAUAACCGAUCUCCCUCAUCCUUUGGUUUUGUGUGGACGCUUGCUUGCCUGCAAUAUGUAGAAAACAUCGAAGCAAACACACUUAGAGCUAUCCGAAAGUUCAUUUAGAAAACAUCGAUGGAAAGCAUAGCUACAUUAAGUGUUGAGAUUGUGGUGUAUGUGAAGUGUCCUUGUAUGCAUUGAAUUUCGGUGGAGUGAGUGUCCUCACGUGUGGAGCCGUUGCCAGCUUGUCACCUAUAACCCGUGAGCGUGCUACCUACACCACCUAGGCCCGCACCAGAAUUAGUCCUGAGAUGAUCCUUUUCUGUUUCAAUGAAUACCGACCGAGUACCGCCCUUUCAGAGCUGUUUAUGUGAUUCAGUGUGGACUUAAGUGUGUUGUGUCUGUAAAUAGACAUUAGGCAGUAAUAAUGUCUGCUGUAUGCACCUACUUUAGGGCAAUAGCGGCUCCUACUUGCCGUCACUGGCCUGGCCAGGGUGUAAAAUACAUCGUCUCUGUCUUGUUUUGCGCUCUUGGUUUCUCUUUUCUGGGGCGCGUUUUAUUGCACACAAACGAUUCGUUUAUUUGAUUCGACUGAUGUUACCGUUAUAAUUUUCUUCUCGCUGCCUUCUCUUUCGAAUUUUUAGGAGGUAAACAAUGAACUCGCAUAUUAAAAAUGUGCUCCGUAUCAAACAUGUCUCUUUCUAGUUUACAUAGUCAUAACUUUUGAGGAAAACUUAGAUUAAUGACACUGUCUUCGUUUGUUUCA
Molecule: messenger RNA, 3382 nt
Organism: Amphibalanus amphitrite
Lineage: Eukaryota; Metazoa; Arthropoda; Thecostraca; Balanomorpha; Balanidae
Product: zinc finger protein 551-like
Exons: 4
Coding region: 298-1905 (535 amino acids)
Cellular component (GO): nucleus
Molecular function (GO): DNA binding
Source: RefSeq, a predicted model, not a curated record